AUGGGAGUAGAACUCGGAGGACCAGGGGUAGACCACUCCCACCCCGGCUACCCUCAUCGUCCCAUGAACCCGGUAUUGGCGACACCUCUGUUUGUCCUCAGCGGGGCCUUCACCGUUCUAUUCCUGUGUCGGAUGGUCAUAAGGGUUCAGCAUCGCCGUCGUUUACGUGAGAUUCUUCAGACAGAUGACCAGAGCAAGUUCUCGCGGACCAGCACCAUCUUUGCCUGGAUCAAGAAGCAUGUCCUCUAUGCACCGUUGUUUUACAAACGGCACAGUCGCGAAUUUCGACUGCUCAACAGGAUUCAUAUGGGAAGCAUACCCUUACGACUGGAGGCUACGUUACUUCUGGGAUAUAUCACGACCAACCUGCUUUUCUUGUUCGUCCUAGUCGACUGGUGGACGGACUAUCAAGAAAAGAUGUACCAAUUGAAAUAUGCCGCCGGACAUCUAGCAGUAAUGAACUCACCUGCGCUGGUCUUGACCGCGGGUCGGAACAAUCCCCUCAUCCCACUUCUGGGCAUUCCAUUUGACACUUUUAAUCUCCUGCACCGCUGGGUCGGACGGGUGAUGAUUGCUGGGGCCCUUAUUCACAUGGGUUGUGUCAUUGGGGCGCAGGCCACGCAGGUAUCUAUGGACGCGAUCACGAACGAACUUUGGAGUCAUCCUUUCUAUGUAUAUGGAAUGAUUGCUCUUAUUGCAUUUGUAGUUAUUUUCUUUCAAUCAGUAUCACCAAUUCGGCAUGCAUUCUACGAAGCCUUUCUUCAUUUUCAUAUAUUCCUCGCAGUCAUGUCAUUUGUUGGGCUAUGGUAUCAUCUUCGUGGCUUGGCCCAGCAGAGGGUUCUUUUGGCUACGUUGAUCCUUUGGGGUCUUGAUAGGAUUGCACGUCUCGUCAGCAUUAUCUGGAGGAAUUGCGGCAAACAGCGUACUUCUGCUACCGUUGAACUAUUGCCUGGAGACGUCGCCCGUGUCGAGGUUGCCGUGUCGCGUCCCUGGAAAUUCAAGGCCGGACAGUAUAUGUACCUCUAUAUCCCGUCGCUAGGACUAUGGACCUCGCAUCCAUUCUCCGUGGCAUGGACAUCUUCAGAUCGGAUGACUACUAGCGAAAAGCGCGAUUCGAGCGACUCGUUCAAUGUCUUGCUGGGGGGACCGCAGCGGACUACCAUGUCAUUCCUGAUCAAGCGGCGAGAUGGAUUUACAAACAAGCUCUUGAGGAGGGUUCACAGCUCUGAGGAAGGGAAGUUCAACGCGACUGCGUUGGCAGAAGGGCCAUUUGGGGGGCUUCACUCUCUUGCCUCUUAUGGUACGGUACUGCUCAUAGCAGGGGGAAUAGGGAUAACUCACCCACUUUCUUACCUGCGUGAGUUUGCCGAUGGCUUUUCCGACCGGUCGAUGGCGGUGCGGAGAGUCACCUUGGUAUGGGUUGUGCGCCACCUAGAACAUCUGGACUGGAUCCAGCCGUGGAUGGCCUCUCUACUCGACCAUCCAGCCGUCGAAGCCCCGAACGAGCGCAAGCAAACCUCAUACUUUCAGCUUCCCGAGUUUUCAUUAUCAAUUCAAGUGUACGUGACAGCGAAAGGGUAUACCACAGACGAAUACUUAUCCGACGAGAGUCCCUGGACCAAAUCACCACCAUCAACAGUGUCUAUUAGCAUCAAGUACGGCAAACCAUCGUUUGCGGAAGUGUUAGAUGUCGAGAUGGCGCAACAAGUCGGUGCGAUGGCCGUCAGUGUUUGCGGCCCGGGGGGACUGGGCGACGACGUGAGACAGGCCGUUCGAGAACGUCAGAACGGGCAGUUGGUCGAUCUUUAUGAGGAUACAUUUUCCUGGUAG
Aspergillus lentulus is the source of this 1830-nucleotide messenger RNA. NCBI's taxonomy places the organism in Eukaryota, Fungi, Ascomycota, Eurotiomycetes, Eurotiales, Aspergillaceae. The record is from RefSeq and is a predicted model, not a curated record.